CGAUUAACAGGAAAAGUAUAUACCUAGGCUGUACACCUAUAUGAGAUAAGUAUACCUAUGCUAUACAGCAUGGAGAGCAAUUCAAAGUAUAGCAAAAAGCGAGGUCACGAGGCUUCGUUUUUUAGACGAUCAAGUUCGAGGAUUUGUCAAGUAUAUACGAAUUUGGCCAAUUGUCGGUUGAACAGAAAUGGACGAUUAACAAAAUGGACGGUGUGAAAAAUAAGCGAAAAAUGAGCGAAAAAUGAGCGAAAAAUGAGCGAAAAAUGGAACAAGUAGAGUAAUUCUUUCUCUUUGCCUGCCAAUUCCGAUCAAAGAUCAAAUCGAAACGAUCUUUUAGAGAGCCGGUGCGUUACACCAACGUCUACGAUCGAUAACCUGGUGGGUGGGUUCUUCCUGAUCGUUUAAUCGUCGUCAAACCGAUUCGUGGCGGUAGUAAAAAUUUUCACGACUCUGUAUUUAACAAGCUUAAAUGCGAUAACGCGUAGAAAUUGGCGCGGUAGGUAUAUCUUGAAUAUUAAGCGUGCGAACGAGUAGUGCAAAUUUUUCAGCCAAACUCGAAGCUUAUUUACAAAAAGUACAGCAAAUUGUCCGAUUCGUAUUGAGGUAUUCGCCGUUGCUUUCUAUAACAUCGAGGUACGGUGUUUUUAAAGAAGAUCCAACAGGCAAGUCCAAUUUUCUAUUCGAUUCGCUAAUUGCAAGCGAACACCGGAAUAGGUGUAGCGAUCGUAAGGAGCAACGUCUAGCGAAUAAGCUGGCUACUGUAAGACGUGCCAACCAACACUCGUUAUGACGUCUUUUUUCCGUAGAAGCCACGUGGCCUGACGUUGUCACGCGGUAAUUUCACGGAACGUUCUCCUUCGUCGGUGCCCAGACACAAUCGGAUCUCGUCUAAAGACGCGACACUUUAUCGCGAUGGGAUUCGUCGCUUACCCAACAAGUGGUUCAAAGUUACAGAGAGCAACGACGAACGAAUUACUCGAUCCAACGGCUUGCGGUAGCAGAUCUUUUUCCUGUUUUACGAAUGUUAGAAAAACAAGAUCCAAAUGAUGUGGAGACGUGGGAAACUCGUUAUGUACUUUUAAUUUGGCUUUCUAUAAUUUCAAAGAUACCAUUUCCACUCUCACGUUUAGAAGUUUCUGAUACUAAUUCCGAGCAAACAAUAAUAGUUAGAAUAUUAAAAAUAUGCAAAUUGUUUUGCGUAUCAAAGGACGCUUGUGCAGUAGCUGCAGUUUUUCUAAUUGCCAAUUUUUUAUCAAGAUCAGAUGUAAAAAAGUUAUAUUUGAAAGAAAUGAUAACAUGGAGUUUACAAUGUGUAGAAACUGAUCCUUUGAGACAUGGUCCAUUAGCAGUUAUAGCAGCUAUAUUAAAACACAGUGCAAGAGAAGAUGUUAAACCAUAUAUUCAAAUGAUUUUAGAUAAAGUUUUAGAAUUUCAUCUGAAUGAUAAUCCUGCAGAUCUUAUUCGGAAGUUUGGAAUUAAAAUUGUACAAAGAAUUGGACUGGUGUUACUAGGGACAAAAUUGGCUCCAUGGAGAUAUCAAAGAACCAGUAGACCUAUAUGUCUAGAUCCUAAUAUUAAUACUAACUCUAACAUUAUGGAAAAUGUGGAGGAUAUUAAAAAUGUUUCAUCGAAUCAUGAUGACCGGGACAUUCCAUCAGCAAUAGAAGAUAUAAUUGAACAACUUAUACAAGGUCUUAGAGAUAAAGCAAUUACAAUACGGUGGUCUGCUGCAAAAGGAAUUGGUAGAAUAACAGCAAGAUUGCCAAUGGAUUUAGCGGAUGAGGUUGUAGGAUUUGUGCUAAAUCUUCUUUGUGGUCGUGAAUCGGAUGCUGCUUGGCAUGGUGGUUGUCUAGCAUUAGCAGAAUUAGGAAGACGUGGUCUUCUUCUUCCUCAUCGUCUGAAUGAUGUGAUACCAGUUGUCCUUCAAGCCUUAGUAUUUGAUGAACCAAGAGCUUAUGGUUCAAUUGGAUAUUUAAUCAGAGAUGCUGCAUGUUAUAUUUGCUGGUCAUUUCCAAGAGCAUAUGAUUCUGAUAUAAUUCAACCAUAUGUAAAAGAAAUUGCAGCUAUGUUAGUAGUUGUUACUUGUUUUGAUCGAGAAAUUAAUUGUAGAAGAGCUGCUUCUGCAGCAUUCCAAGAAAAUGUAGGAAGACAAGGAAAUUUUCCACAUGGAAUAGAGAUACUUACAAUUGCUGAUUAUUUUGAAGUUGGAGUUAGAAAUCAUGCAUACUUAAAAAUUAGUGCACAAAUUGCACAAUAUGAAGAGUAUACAAAAUCUUUGAUUGAUCAUUUGGUUACAAGAAAAGUUACACAUUGGGAUACAGCAAUUAGAGAACUUGCAGCCAAAGCCCUCUUCAAUCUAACAUCUAUUGAUCCUAAUUAUAUUAAGCAUACAGUUUUAUUAAAUUUAUUAGAUAUGCUAAAUUCUAUUGAUUUAAAUAUUAGACAUGGUGCAGUAUUAGCUAUUGCAGAAAUCUUGGAAGCAUUGUAUAAUUGCUGCAAUGAAAAAAUUGCAGAUAUAAUUGGGCCAUCAGCUGUGGAGAAUGUCAGAAACAUAGUUAACAUUUUUAGAAAAAGAGGACAAUUCAAAGGUCUAGGAGGAGAAUUAAUGAAACAAGCAUGUGCUGUGCUCAUAAAAAAGUGCUCUAUUGUUCAUUUUCCAAUUUCCAUUGAAAUUAUUUGUGACUGGCAAAAUCUUUUGGAGGAAUGUUUGGGACAUGAAGUAUCUGUAGUAAAGAUGAAAGCUGCUGAAGCACAUACAGAAUUUUUCCGAAAAUACUAUGCAAACAUGGAUAAUCAAGAUCGCAAUAUUGUUAUUAAUCGUUACCUUGAUAAUUUACAAUCAAGUAAUCAACUUGUUCGAAUAGGCUUUGCACAGGCUAUAGGCUAUUUUCCUUUAUUUAUAAUUUGUGAAAGAGUAAAAGAUAUAAUAGAAGCUCUCAUUAAAUGUACUGAAAUAUCAGAAAGUUCUUUAAAAUGGGCAGAAAGUAGGAAAGAAGCUAUUCAUGCAUUAAUAAUGGUUUGUCAAACUCUGGGAGUAAAAGAAGCAGACAAGUGGCGUAUAUAUAUUCACAACUUAUAUGAUUGUUAUUUAUUGGCAUUGAAAGAAUAUACUAUAGAUAGUCGUGGAGAUAUAGGAGCUUGGGUACGAGAAGCAGCAAUGACUGGUUUACAUAUGUUAACAAACUUAGUAUCACAAGCAAAAUUAUUUUCUGUAUUAAAUGAAAACUUAAUGGCAAAUAUAAUUGGAGGAAUUGCACAACAAGCUGUUGAAAGAAUUGAUGGAAUUCGAGCGCAAGCGGGAAUUGUUUUCAGUGCUCUUAUUCAUAAUGAUCCUCUUUUACCGAACAUUCCAUAUCAUGCAGAAUUAAAAACUAUUUUUCCUUAUGAUGAAUGUAAAGAAAAUAUAGAAUGGCGAAUGGAAUCUGCUACUUUUCCACGAUUUAUUAAAAUGUUAUCUUAUCCUCCUUAUACAAUGAAUCUUCUACGUGGAAUUAUAUUUAGUGUUGGUGGUUUAAGUGAAUCUUUGGUUAAAUAUUCUAGUGUUUCCCUAUUUUCUUAUUUACAAGAAUUAGAUGAAUUGGGUCUCAAAAGUUUAUGCUAUAAAAUUUUAAAUAUUUUUGAGGAAAGCCACAAAAAUGAAAGAAUGAUUACAUCAAUGCUAGCUUUCUUAGAUCGUUUACUUAGUUCCGGUUGUAUUCAAGUCGUUCUUGAUGAUUUUGAAAAUGAAAUUGCAGAACAAAUUCUAAUACUGCUUAAACAAGAAAUAAAAAAUACGAACAAUACUAAGUUAUUAAUUAGCAGUAUAAAUGUAUUUUGUCAGCUCUUACAGAUACACGGACCAGUUGCAAAAAGAGCAUUUUGUCAGUUAAGUAUUUUUCUUUGUCAUAAAUAUAAAUGCAUACGGAAAGUAGCUGCAUUAAGAACAUAUGAAGCUUUAACUCUUUAUGGUGAAGAAAUGGAUCUUCCAGAACAAGAUCUAAUGAAAAUUUUGACUGAAUUAAAUGUUACUGACUGGGAACAAUCAGUAUCUGAACUUCGACCCAUAAGAAAUCAUCUUUGUGAUUUAAUGAAAGUACCAGCUCCUAUUUUGCAAAAUAAGGCCAUGAACUGAGCUUGCUUUUAAAUUUUGUCACGUCUCAGUUAAAUUGGUAUAGAUCCAACAAUAAGGGGCCUCCACAAUUUUUCAGUGAUAUAGUCAUCGCAGACUGCAUUUUCAAAAGCUAUUGUAAACUUGUAAUUGGCAAUAAAAGAAAGAAAAUCUUCACUGUUCAAUAUUUCAAGGUAGAUCUGCAAGAGUUAGAGGUACAUCACUAAAUCUACUAAAUGUUGAAGAGUAUGUAAAAAGAUUUAGAGUUUCCUGUUGAACUAAUAUUGGAUUAUUUCUUGGAGAUUCUUCAUGAAGCAAACCCCACGGAA
Messenger RNA from Bombus pyrosoma, 4416 nucleotides. RefSeq names its product tubulin-specific chaperone D (gene TBCD). Lineage: Eukaryota; Metazoa; Arthropoda; Insecta; Hymenoptera; Apidae. Gene Ontology annotation, molecular function: beta-tubulin binding; GTPase activator activity. The transcript is spliced from 10 exons. Gene Ontology annotation, biological process: microtubule cytoskeleton organization; adherens junction assembly; tubulin complex assembly. Gene Ontology annotation, cellular component: lateral plasma membrane. The record is from RefSeq and is a predicted model, not a curated record. Bases 1022 to 4111 code for a protein of 1029 amino acids.